Rubroshorea leprosula is the source of this 2013-nucleotide messenger RNA. The record is from the annotation of a GenBank genome assembly. Lineage: Eukaryota; Viridiplantae; Streptophyta; Magnoliopsida; Malvales; Dipterocarpaceae.
AGAGUGACGGCCGACUUCUCUGUUCGGUGUUUAAGACUUUAAGCAGUUAUACCGCUUAGAGAGAGAACCAAAAAUGGGAGCUCUUACAGCUGCUGCUCAUGUCCCUUCACUUUAUAUCCCACCAACAUCAACUAUACUCCACAGGGUCCGAUUCACAAAAACCACUAGUCCUAAUAUUCCCAUCUCAUCAAGAAACAUGUCAAAGUUCAAACCUUUGAAUACCUUAUCAUCAUCCACAGUCUCAAUAGAUUCCAUGGACCCUCCUGAUCCAGAGCUUGACGCUGAAACUGAGGGGGACAAAUUUGAUUGGUAUUCAGAGUGGUAUCCGGUUAUGCCGGUAUGUGAUUUGGAUAAGAGGGUGCCGCAUGCAAAGAAAGUGAUGGGGCUUGAUUUGGUGGUGUGGUGGGAUAGAAAUGAAAGUGAAUGGAAAGUGUUUGAUGAUUCUUGCCCUCAUCGGUUGGCUCCACUGUCUGAAGGGAGAAUUGAUCAAUGGGGAAGACUGCAAUGCGUGUACCAUGGGUGGUGUUUCAGUGGCUCCGGUAACUGCAAAUUCAUUCCUCAGGCACCUCCAGAUGGACCACCGGUUCACACAUUCAAGAAAGCAUGUGCUGCUGUUUAUCCAAGUACGGUGCAAAAUGACAUUGUCUGGUUUUGGCCAAGUACUGACCCUCAGUACAAAAACAUACUUACGAGGAAAAAACCCCCUUAUAUCGCAGAGUUGGAUGAUCCAUCAUACACUAAGUUAAUGACGAACCGGGAUAUUCCUUAUGGGUAUGAGAUCUUGAUUGAAAAUCUAAUGGAUCCUGCUCAUGUUCCAUAUGCACAUUAUGGAAUAAUGCGAGUUCCACAACCCAAAAACAGAUAUGCAACUACAUGCGCCUUUUUUUAUUAUGUCCAUUUACCUUCAAAUAGUCAUGUUUUAUGAAUAACACUGAGUCCUUUUCACAGUUAAGGCUGAUAGAGAAGGAGGCAGACCAAUUGAAAUGAGUGUACAAAAAUUAGACAAAAAUGGUUUCAGUGGAAAGCAGGAAAUAAGCACCAGCAGAUUUAUUGCCCCUUGCAUAUAUUAUUCUUCCCUUAGUCUAGGGAUGAAUCAAAGUGCUGGAGUAGAUCAAGUUAAUGGAUCCUUGUCAGCAGCUGGAAAGAAAAAGGAGCCAUCAACUGGAGUCCAACAAAGACGAGUACUACUAGUUUUCAUUUGCAUUCCAGUUAGUCCAGGGAAUAGCAGAUUGAUAUUCACAUUUCCAAGAAAUUUUGGAGUUUGGAUUGACCAAAUUGUUCCAAGAUGGAUGUUUCAUGUGGGACAAAAUUUGAUCCUUGAUUCAGACUUGUAUCUUCUUCAUGUAGAGGAGCGCAAGAUAAUCAAUGUUGGCCCUUCCAAUUGGCAAAAGGCUUGUUUUGUGCCAACAAAGUCAGAUGCUUAUGUUAUUGGCUUUAGAAAGUGGUUAAACAAGUUUGCAGGAGGUCAGGUUGAUUGGCGAGGCAAAUUUAGUGGAGUCUUACCACCUUCUCCUCCUAGAGAACAACUGAUGGACAGGUACUGGUCUCACGUAGUUAACUGUACCAGCUGCAGUGCAGCACAUAAGGGUCUUAAAGCUCUUGAGGUUGUGCUUCAGGUUGCCUCAAUUGCAUUGAUCGGGAUUGUUGCUGCAACUAAACAGGGAGUAAUCUCACCAGUUGCAAGACCUACAUUGGUCUCCAUUGCAAUAUUAUGCUUUGCUGCUUCCAAAUGGUUAUCCCACUUCAUCUACAAGAAUUUCCAUUUCCAUGACUACAACCAUGCACUGCGCUGAACAUAAACUACGGAGCUUCAAGAAUACCAUAUCCGUUGCCGUUGACAAGGACCGAGCCAGAAAUUCAAGUUAAGGAAGGCAAAAAGUUAAAAUUUUUUGUGAGUUAUUUUUUACUUUACAUUAGUAUAAUUUAUACUAGUUUCUAUAUCGGCUAUUAAUUUUAUGUACGUACUAUUUAAGUUAUACAUGUAAAACUUUAAAAUAAUUAGAUAUAUUUAGU